GGAGGAGCCUGAGAACAGGGAAGUGUCAGACUCCAUUUUCACUUGGAUGAGAAGAAGGAAGAAAAGUGAGCAGUGUUUUCCUCUCAGACUGAAGAUGAGGGCGUAAGAGGAGGAAGUGGAGGACAGAGCAGAGUCUCCAGUGUUCAGCUGUGUGUCUCUGAAGAGUGGCUGAUCCAAAGAUUUUCCUCCAAACUUCAGUAAUGAAUAUGGACCCUCACACACAGACAGAUCGCGGUCUGCAGGAGGUUUUAGAUGAACAUAAACUCAGUGUGAGGAGGAGAUGGGAACAUGUGACUGAAGGAACUGAUGAAACAGGAAGUAGCACCCUCCUCUUCACUGAGCUCUACAUCACAGAGGGACAGAGUGAAGAGGUUAAUACUCAACAUGAGGUGUGGCAGCUUGAGACGGCUUCCAAGAUGAAGAUCCUCCAGGACACUCCCAUCAGGUGCCACGACAUCUUUAAAGCCUCCACUGACCAGCAGAGCAGCAUCAGAGUCGUCCUGACCAACGGAGUCGCUGGCGUUGGAAAAACCUUCUCGGUGCAGAAGUUCACUCUGGACUGGGCAGAGGGUUUAGAAAACCAGGAUGUGGGUCUGCUUACUGUGCUUUCGUUCAGGGAGCUGAACCUGGUGAAGGACCAGCAGCACAGUCUUCUCACUCUGCUCCAUGUUUUCCAUCCAGCGUUACAGAAGCUCACGGCAGAGACGCUCGCUGUCUGUAAACCUUUGUUCAUCUUUGACGGCCUGGAUGAAAGCAGACCUUCUCUGGACUUCAACCACAGGGAGCUUGUGUCUGAGGUCACACAGAGGUCAUCAGUCAACGUGCUGCUGACAAACCUCAUCCGGGGGAAUCUGCUUCCCUCAGCUCUCAUCUGGAUAACCUCCAGACCUGCGGCGGCCAAUCAGAUCCCUCCUGCAUGUGUUGACAGGGUCACAGAAGUACGAGGCUUUACUGACGCCCAGAAGGAGGAGUACUUCAGGAGGAGAUUCAGUAAUAAAAAGCUCUGCAGCAGAAUCAUCUCACACAUCAAGACUUCCAGGAGCCUUCACAUCAUGUGUCAAAUCCCAGUCUUCUGCUGGAUCAGUGCUACCGUUCUGGAGCACAUGUUGACCACAGACCAGAGAGGAGAGCUGCCCAAGACCCUGACUGACCUGUACUCACACUUCCUGCUGGUUCAGACAAAGAGGAAGAACAACAAGUUUGGUGAGAGACAUAAGACGACUCCAAAGCAGCUGACGGAGGCUGACAGGGAUGUUCUCCUGAAGCUGGGGAGGCUGGCACUUCAACAUCUGGAGGAAGGAAACAUCAUUUUCUACCAAAAAGACCUGGAGCGGUGUGGUCUUAAUGUCAGAGAGGCCUUGGUGUACUCAGGAGUUUGUACUGAGAUCUUCAGAGGAGAGUAUGUGAUCGUCCAGAAAUCAGUCUACUGCUUUGUUCAUCUGAGCGUUCAGGAGUUUCUGGCUGCAGUCUUCAUGUUCCACUGUUACACCAAGAGGAACAGAGAAGAACUCAACAACUUCUUGGGAACAUAUGGAGACACAGAAUGUAACUUCUCCCUGGAUGAGCUCCUGAAGAGAACCAUGGAGAAAUCCCUCACCAGUACAAAUGGUCAUCUGGACCUGUUUGUUCGCUUCCUUCACGGCCUCAGUCUGGAGUCCAACCAGAGAGUCUUAGGAGGCCUGCUGGGUCAGACAGAGAACAAUCAAAAGAUCAUCCAGAGAGUCUUAGGAGGCCUGCUGGGUCGGACAAGGAACAAUCCAAAGAUCAUCCAGAGAGUCAUCAACAACCUGAAGGAGAUGAAGAGUGAUGACAUUUCUCCUGACAGAAGCAUCAACAUCUUCCACUGUCUGACUGAGAUGAACGACCACUCAGUUCAUCAGCAGAUGCAACAGUUCCUGAUGUCAAAGAACAGUUCGAAGGAGAAACUAUCUGAGAUCCACUGCUCAGCUCUGGCCUACAUGCUGCAGAUGUCAGAGGAGGUUCUGGAUGAGUUGGACCUGGAGAAGUUCAAAGCAUCAGACCAGGGUCGAUGGAGACUGAUCCCAGCUGUGAGGAACUGCAGGAAGGCUCUACUCAGAGAUUGUUACCUAUCAGACACUCAAUGUGAAGUCGUGGCCUCAGCUCUGAAGUCAUACCCAUCACAACUGAGAGAACUGGAUCUCAGUGACAACGAGCUGCUGGAUUCAGGAGUGAAGCUGCUGUGUUCUGGACUGGAGAGUCCAAACUGUCAACUGGAGACUCUGAGGUUGGAGAGCUGCUGUCUGUCAGAGAUCAGCUGUUCUUCUCUGCCUUCAGCUCUGAGGUCAAACCCCUCUUAUCUGAGAGAACUGGAUCUGAGCUACAACAGCCUGCAGGACUCAGCAGUGAAGGAGCUGUGUGGUUUUCUACAGAGUCCAACCUGUCGACUGGAGACUAUGGGGUUGAACGGCUGCAGACUGUCAGAGAUCAGUUGUUCUUCUCUGGCUUCAGUUCUGAGGUCAAACCCCUCUCAUCUGAGAGAACUGGAUCUGAGCGAUAACAACCUGCAGGACUCAGGAGUGAAGGAUCUGUGUGGUUUUCUACAGAGUCCAGCCUGUCAACUGGAGACUCUGAGGUUGGGGAACUGCAGACUGCCAGCUAUCAGCUUUUCUUCUCUGGCUUCAGCACUGAGGUCAAACCCCUCUCAUUUGAGAGAACUGGAUCUGAGUAGAAACAUCAACCUGCAGGACUCAGGAGUGAAGGAGCUGUGUGGUUUUCUACAGAGUCCAACCUGUCGUCUGGAGACUCUGUUGUUGAUUUACUGCAGACUGUCAGAGAUCAGCUGUUCUUCUCUGGCUUCAGCUCUGAGGUCAAACCCCUCUCAUCUGAGAAAACUGGAUCUGAGUGAAAACUACAACCUGCAGGACUCAGCAGUGAAGGAGCUGUGUGGUUUUCUACAGAGUCCAACCUGUCGACUGGAGACUCUGAGGUUUGAGCGCUGCAGUCUGUCACAGAUCAGCUGUUCUUCUCUGACUUCAGCUCUGAAGUCAAACCCCUCUCAUCUGACAGUACUGGAUCUGAGAGGAAACAACGUGCAGGACUCAGGAGUGAAGGAGCUGUGUGGUUUUCUAAAGAGUCCAACCUGUCAACUGGAGGGUCUGGGAUUGGAUCACUGCAGUCUGUCAGAGAUCAGCUGUUCUUCUCUGGCUUCAGCUCUGAGGUCAAACCCCUCUCAUCUGAGAGAACUGGAACUGAGAGGAAACAACCUGCAGGAUUCAGGAGUGAAGAAGCUGCUUGAUCUGAAGCAGACUUCAAGCUGUCGACUGGAGAUUCUUAGGUGGGAGGGAACUUUGUUUGAAGAGUGAAGAGGACAAUUUGUAUGGACGGACGCUGAGCUGUGUCCUGAGGAUCCAGAGGCUGAAGCAGCAGCAGCUUGUGUGUAGAGCGGCUCUGACUGGGCCUUGUUGCUGGGAGGCAGAGUGGAGACAGAGCUCCAGAGGAAUCAGAGGAGGUGAGCUGCUCUGAGAUCAGCUGUCACACAGUGUCCAGUCCACCAUCCUCCCUUUGUGUUCCUGUGGAUGUGACACAGCAUCAUCAGUGGAUCUGCUGCUGCUUUGUCCUUUGACUCAGUGUCUACAGACACACUCACGCUCCUCCACCUCCUCCACUCUUUUAUUCACUCACAUAUUCUGAACAGAAACACACUACACUAAGACAUAACUGCAGAUCAACACUUUUCUAAAUCUGUAUUGAGUGAAUUUGCAGAAUCUUUUUCGAUCUCUUCCCUCCAUUCACGAUCUUUACCACUUGUCCUCUUGAGUGCAGCAGGGGGAGCUGAAGCCGAUCCCAGCUGACAUUGGGUGGGAGGUGUGGUGCGCCUCGGACAGGUCACCAGUCCGUCACAGGGCCGACAAACAACCAUUCACACUCAUAUUAACACCUACACUCGAUGUAAAGUCUCCAAUUUACCCAACCCCUAAUCAAAUUUUUUCAAAUCAAAGUUUAUUGUCUCAUGCACCAAUGACAGCGUCCUCAGAGCAGUUCAAUUCUUAUGACAUGGCAGGCAACAUCUACGCAGACUUUACAAAAUAGAAAAAAUAACAUACUUAUGAAACAUAUCAUAUAACAUAUCAUCGUAACAUAUAACAUAACAUCGUAACAUAUAACAUAGUCAAGUGAAGUUUACAGGGUGAAGGAGUGGGGAAUAUUAAAUUAAGUAAUAUGAAUAUAUGUAUAACAUAGUCAAAUCAAAGUUAAAUGAAGCAGCAGUUUACAGGGUGAAGAAGUGGGGAAUAUUAAAUAAGAUGAGUAUAUAUGAAGUAAGUGUAUUUGUAUGAUUCAGGGAGCAGAUUGUACAUGGUGAAUUUUCAGAGGGUAGAAAAAAAACAUACUAUGUAACAUAACAUAUAACAUCACAUCAUAACAUAUAACAAGUCAACUGAAGCAGUAGUUCACAGGGUGAAGGAGUGGGGAAUAUUAAUUUAAAUAAUAUGAAUAUGAAUAUAUGUAUACAUAUAACAUAGUCAAGUCAAAGUCAAAUGAAGCAGCACUUUACAGGGUGAAGGAGUGAGUAAUAUUAAAUUAAAUAAUAUGAAUAUAUGUAUAACAUAGGCAGAUCAAAGUCAAAAUGAAGCAGCAGUUUACAGGGUGUAGAAGUGGGGAAUAUUAAAUAAAAUGAAUAUGAAUAUAUGUGGAGUAAGUGUAUUUGUAUGAGUGUGGGAGCAGAAUGUACAUGGUGACUGUUCAGGGGGUCAGUGUUGAUUGUUCAGAAGCCUUACUGCCUGGGGGAAGAAGCUGUUUGUGAGUCUGGUAGUCCGUAUCGUCUGUGGAUCUGUUAGGGCGGUAUGCAAAUUGGAAGGGGUCAAGGGUUUUGGGAAGGGUUGAACAGAUGUGGGUUUUGACCAGCCGCUCGAAGCACUUCAUGAUGGUGGAGGUCAGUGCUACAUGGCGGUAGUCGUUUAAGCAGGUGAUGGAUGUUUUCUUGGGUAUGGGGAUGAUGGUGGCCUGCUUGAAGCAGGUGGGGAUCUGCAUGUGUUUGCGAGAUGAAGCCGCAGCACCUGGAGGAAACACGUGGAGAACAAUCAGACUCACACAGGAAGAUCCCAUCUGAACCGGGAUUCAAACCAGGAACCUUCGGGCUGUGAGGCGACAGUGCCAACCACCGCGCAGCCCCAAAGUCUUGCCCUUCGUUUCCAAUUGUGUUUAUUCACAUGAAGAAUGUGUUUAAUGAAAUGACACAACACCAACAUAAUAUAUAAACCCUCUGUAAAGAGUCACAUAUAGUGUAUUUAACUUUAAACUUUACUUAAAAAUGGGGCGUUUUCAUUUCUGCAUCAGGUGCAAAGCAGUGGUUGCUUUUCUACUUUUGACCCAGUCAAAGUCUUUAUAUUCAGUCUAUGAGUCAAACACAUGGAUCAUUUCCUCUGUGACAAACCAGAUGUAACGAGAAGAAAAACAUCUCAGAGAGAAAAGUUCUGUUGUUUCUACUUGUCUCUGCUUUAAUAUGGCGACGCCUGCGAGCUAGUUCUGGCAGGCAACUCGAGCUGCGCUGCGCCAAUCACGUGACAUACAUCAUGUGACAUACAUCAUGUGAUAUACCUCAAUCUCCACAACCAUCUAUAAUACACACCCACCUUAUCAGGUGGUCUAUUUAACCAGAGAGACAUUUCCCAUCAACCCCUCUUGCUCGCACUGCUGCUGCAGUAUGGCUACCUGUUGCUACAGCGUCUCAGCGUUGACCAAGUGACCGUUGUUCCUCCGUGGGUCGUUGUCUCUCUCAAUCCGAGUGAUUCCUCCUCCGAAAAAGUUCGCUUUAUUUCUGAAAUUUCGGCUCAGUCCUUCAAGAUUCACUACGUGUGAAUCGGACGUCAAGCGUCUGCGCCACGACUCCCGCGGGCCUCUCAGCGCGCACCACAUCCUGGAGGAGCUGCGCACCCGAAGCGUUUAAUUCAUCCGGUCUGAGCCACGAGUUAGUUUCAACUACUUCUUGACUGAAGGCGGCUCCGCGAGGCCGAACAAACGCUGGUGGCAGCGUCACUGACGGCAGCUUCGCUGACGGAUUCUUCCCGGGACAUCUCUGCUCGACCAACUUCUCCCUCACCGCGGGAUGUUGUCCCUCGGAGGCAGAGGAAGCGCGCCUGGAUCCGCUGGGGCUUUCAUCCUGUCUCCUCUGCUGAAUGAAGUCUGCACUGAACGUUAUGAAUGAAACAAUUCAGUCUCGAAUCACACGCCAUCUUCCCUGCACGUGAUGUAAACAAAGCUACGGUACCGGCUCGUGCUAUAGUACUUCCUGGUACGUCACUCCAGCAGGAUUGUGGGAGUUGUAGUCCAAUCUCCAGCCAUGGGUUUGAAGCUCCUGUCUCCUGACAACAGUACCUUUCCCAAAGGAAUCAAAUGCUAGCAGGUAAUAUGUUUUGUUAUUCCGGAAACUUUCAAUUAUAUAAUAUAAUAUAUAUGUGGGUGGAGUGGUCUUCCUCCAACCAAGGGUUGGGGUUCAAUCUUGUGCAGGGUGCUGGGCCCUCAGGUGGGCCCUCAUAGAUGUUGAAUGCAAUAAUUGUAAAUAACUUGUAUAUAUGACUUUCUUAUGACUUCUGGCAUGCGAUGAUUUCGCAACGGACGUGCCAUGUGCUAUAUUUAUCGCAUUGCACAUGCCCGAGUUUCAGGGAUAGGAAGGGAGCGAGAUGGCUCACUCCUCAGCUACUUCCAUCAGCACCUCCGGUUAAACAAAGUUUAUUACAGCUGCGCGAAUAACACGCACAUGAGGUAACUAACGAAUGAUCGAAUAUUAAAUUCGCGGGCAACUAUUUUGUCUUCGGAUUGUCAACUACAAUCUGGUGCACUUUGAGGAAGUGCACCAGAAAAUUCUGGACAUCCUUCAUUGGAUGUGAGAGAGUGGUGGUUUACUGUUGUGUCAAGACACCACAACACUUCUGUGCGCAGCGUGUCGUAAGGCCUGCAUGAUUAUGACCAAAAUCAUAAUUACGAUUAUUUAGAUCAAUAUUAAUAUCAUGAUUAUUUAUACAUUUUAGGAACAAUAUAUUUUUAUAGCAUUUUCAUGUUUAAAGGCACAAGAACACUGCUUCACUUCCAUGUUGUGCUACAUUCCAGCUAAUGUACACAUCUUUCAUUAGGUCCUGGGCAAUCGACUCUCCUGUCGGUUCUUAUGGGAAAAAAUGACGUCUGUAAGCAUCGACUCUUCAUUGCAAAUUACAAUCAAUGCAGUGAAUUGUCAGGGACAUGUACGGCUCCAUUGUUGUGCUUGAUCAUUGCUCACAGUAUUUAUUGGACACAUGUCUUUGGCCAAAUGAAAUGCGAUCGCAUCAGUUAUUCCAGUGUGUCUUCGGGAAGGGGAUGGAUACGCUGUCGCACCAUGCAUGGUCGUUUAUGGUUUUCUCUGUUGACGUUGGACAUGGACGGAGAUUCAGGGAGGUAAUGUUAGUUUUGGCCUUGAUGCACUUGUUGUACUAUGGUUUGUGGGUCGUUUUUUCAGGUGGUUAAACAAGGUAGUUGUAUUGCUAUGCGGCGCAAACACAACUCUAAACGCACUCUGGCAUGAUUUGUUCUUGGUUAUCAUCACUUGCCCUAAAUUCCAAAACUACCAUACAACGGUUGAUGAUCCUUUUCGAAGGACUAGCUCCUCGCCUUCUGCUCCUGAUAAUUGAUUUACCUUUCACACGACACCGUGAUUGGCUACUCUCUGUCUCUACUCU
Pleuronectes platessa (European plaice) is the source of this 7667-nucleotide messenger RNA. RefSeq names its product NACHT, LRR and PYD domains-containing protein 12. Lineage: Eukaryota; Metazoa; Chordata; Actinopteri; Pleuronectiformes; Pleuronectidae. Bases 201 to 3323 code for a protein of 1040 amino acids. The record is from RefSeq and is a predicted model, not a curated record. The transcript has 11 exons. Gene Ontology annotation, molecular function: protein binding.